Molecule: messenger RNA, 1557 nt
Organism: Neohortaea acidophila
Lineage: Eukaryota; Fungi; Ascomycota; Dothideomycetes; Mycosphaerellales; Teratosphaeriaceae
Product: N-alkane-inducible cytochrome P450
Exons: 1
Coding region: 1-1557 (518 amino acids)
Molecular function (GO): oxidoreductase activity, acting on paired donors, with incorporation or reduction of molecular oxygen; heme binding; iron ion binding
Source: RefSeq, a predicted model, not a curated record
AUGAAGUCUUUCCUGAAGGAGCAUGCCCGCAACGCACUGCUGUUUGCCCUCCUGCUGUUGCUCUGCGUCCGUAUCCUGGACUCGCUACGAACGCAGAGGAAAAAUCGAGCUCUGGCCCACAGUCGCAACUGCGUGCCGCCGCCAGAGUACGCAACGCGGUACUAUGGAGUCUCGUCGUUCCUCGCGGCUGUCCAGGCGGCCAAAUCCCAUCGAUUGCUGGAGGUGAAUCGAGCACGCUUCCUGGAAAUCGGCGCAAAGACGUACACCAUGUUGAAUCUCGGACAGCGCAUGACUUAUACCAUGAGUCCCGAUAACCUAAAGGCAAUCCUGGCUACCGACUUCCAGUCCUGGGGUAUCGGUGGGCGACGCAAAGAUUCAUGGGGUCGAGCAUUGGGGAGCGGGGUAUUCACGACUGACGGCGUGGCUUGGAAACACUCUCGCUCCCUAUUGAAGCCCAGCUUCAGCAAGAAGGAUAUUGGUAAUUUGCCAAUGUUCGAGCAACACGUCGCAAGUCUCAUCUCCGUCAUCAAGCAGGCAGGCCCGGGUGCGACACUCGACUUGGGCAACCUCUUUUCUCGGAUGACGACCGAUUUCGCGACAGAGUAUCUCUUAGGCGAGCCCACACAGUCGCUAUUGAAAGGGUCGGACGACCACUUCCUCAAAGCCUUCGAUGCCUGUGUUGAGCAUAUCGGGUAUGUGUCGCGCGUUGGCAAGCUUGCAGAGCUCUUCGAUAUCCGUCACUUCCGACGCCAGAGGAAAUUUGUCAACGAUUACAUCGAUUCGUAUAUCGAACAGAAGCUGGUCGCGCGACUGGAGAAGCCGGAUAAGAGCUCACUCGUGGGCAAAGAGGAGCGCCACACGUUCCUUGACGAGCUGUUGCAGCAGACGACCGACAGGAUCGUCAUUCGAUCGGAGCUGCUGAACAUCUUGGUCGCCGGACGAGACACGACGGCAGGCUUGCUAACAAAUACGUUCCACAUCCUCUCGCGACGACCUGAAGUGGUGGCGCGCUUGCGAGAGGAGAUCGACGCUGUCGUGCCGAGAGGGAGCAAGCCGGACAUCGACUCAUUGAAGAGGCUGCAGUACCUUUCCGCAAUCCUUAAUGAAUCCCUUCGGGUGUUUCCAGUUGUGCCGUUCAACAGCCGAGAAUCUCUGGUGCCUACUGUACUGCCUCGAGGUGGCGGAAGCGAUGGCAGUGCUCCCAUGUUCAUCCCUGCGGGUCACACCGUCAUUUGGUCGAGCUAUGCGAUGCAACGAGAUCCCGAUGUUUAUGGUGCGGACGCCGAGGUCUUCAACCCCGAUCGCUGGAUCGAUUCCGGCCCAGAGAGUAGCGAGCGCAUUCGAACGAUUCGGUCUUCUUUCAGCUACACGCCAUUCGGAGGAGGUCCGAGAUUAUGUCUUGGGCAGGAACUCGUGAUGACUGAGGUGAAGUAUAUCAUGACCCGUCUGUUCCAAGAGUUUCGGUCGGUUGAGUCGAGAGACGAUCGGCCAUGGACGGAGAAGUUUGGCGUGACGUGUGUCAACAGAUACGGUGCGGAUUGUGCCUUUCGCUGGUGA